ACAGGUGGACAAAACUGAGCCGACUGAGUUGUUACGAGUCCGCUGCUUGUGGUUAUCGUUCGACAAUGCGAUGCCCUCUGUCACAGUGACGUUGUUUGGUCCAGUUGCCACACAACAGGAUUUCAUUCAACUUCCCAUUAUGGUAUUUCGUGGAUUUUGGUAUGGUGACGCCAGCGAGACAACGGUGAGUCCAACAACAGAGGAAAUUCUGACCACAAAAAGGGAAGAAAUAACUACUGAUCAAUUGUCUACCGUCAGUGAAGUAUCAUCUGAUCCGCCUACAUCGGAAUCCCCCUCUCCGUCUACAGCUGAAAUGUGUACAUGUGUCUGCCCAAAUAUACAUGUAGACAACUCACCUGCAGCCAUCAACCUUAAAAUACAGAAUUUGAAGAGGACGCUUGCAGUUAAUAAGACCCAACUGUCGUCCCACAUGAGAAAGUUCAUCAGUGUACCGGAUGGGCGUGCCUCGGCCGCUGGGAUCGGGUACGUGGCCGGGGUAUUCCUCGUGCUUGUGGUUACUACGAUAGCUGUCCUGGAUUUAUCGUCCCUGCUCCACUAUCUCGCCACAGUAUGGAAAUAUAUUAGAGAAAAUAACUAGAACUCGGACGGACUCAAUUGGUUCGUUCAAUAUUCCCUUUCCCUAAUAUCUCGCCUCUGUAUGGAUGUAUCAGACAAAUUAUUGGAACACUGCCUCAGUUUGUUAAAUAUUCAAGGAUCUCCACAGCAAUGUAUAUUAUAAAUUGAUAUGUUUGUAUAUAUAUAUAUUUGGGAUAUCCAUCCAUAUGGCACUCCCUGUACUUUCCUGUUCAACGUUACAAUAAAAUAUUAUUUCAACAGACCUCUUGAGAAUUGUUUUCUUCGAAUGAUAUGAUAAAUAACAAUAUCUCUCUAUCUAUGCUGAUAUCACAUUGGACUUCAUUAACGCGGCCACUUCAGUGUAGAAUAAACUGUCAGAAAAGAUUGGUGUUGAAAUAAACUUACCUUGGCGAAAAAUGACGCAAACUAGGGCUCGUUCUAAGCAAAUAAUAAAGUCUGAAAUAUAAUAAUCACAUGGUCUUUUCCAGACAGACCUACUUAGAGAGGUGCCCGUGUAAAAAUAAACAUUGAUACUAGCGGAUAUCCCUCUUUCAUGUAUAAGUUCACCUAUCCGACCAUACAUGUUUCCGAUUUGUCCACAUCAGCACUUUGCGUUUCCACCAAAGAAAUUGUUGCAAAAGAAUUGCUCAAAAGAUAUUAUCACCUUUCAAUUCAAAUUGAGUGUUACAUAGUGUGGAACCCCAAACUGCAUCAUAUAUCUGUUUUUUCCUUCUGGGAUCCGUCAGUGAUGAUAAGGGUGUAAAGUGGUGAUAUGAAGGAGAUGAAUGGAGAAAUUGGAAUAGGUCAAACUAAAUCUAAACAAUACAAUAAAUGCCAUUUCCAGCAUUGGAUUUCAAAAGAACGUGAGGACAUUCUGUCGACGUUGUUUUCUAAUGACAUUUAAAGGAAAAACGACGUUCCUUGGGGAAUUACUGUCUUUCUAGCCGUUUUAUACUAUUAGAGAAAAUAAUUUUGACCACUAUUUGGAAAGAUCCUGAACCGAAGUGAAGAUUAGCAAAAUACUUGAACUGUUUGUAGAUUUGUAUUAUACAUAAAACACACAAAAUAUAUUUCUGUUUGACUGUGGUCAUCUAAAAAUGACAUUUUCAGAUGUUUGAUGUAUUCAUACAUUUUCCUUUCGUAAACUUCCUCCUAAGACUUUAACAAUUGAAAAAGGUAUAUACAUAAGUAAACAACAAUUACAGAGGCAAUCAAUCAUUAAUAUUGUCCACUUCACGAGAUUUUUUUCAGUGUUUUACAAUGAUCCAAAGACAACAUUUAAUGUUUCAGUUCUAUGAAUAAUUGUGACAAAGAUUUUAGUAUAUAAGAAAUUGUAUUUUCAUUUUAUUUUUAAGUAGGUAAUAAAUUAAGUUCAACAGGUAUUGGUUGGACCCUAGUCGUUGACUUAAAGGUUAAACGGUAGAUUGUACUAAAAUGAGAAUGAAAUUAAACGACAAUUAUCUAUACAAAAUCAUUGUUGGUCUUUUCUCACGAAAUAAAAAAAAAAGUCAGCGUUACAGAUAAGGUGACACCAUGGCUAAAGUCCUGACUUACCACCAAUACAAACCUGUCGUGCAUCAUACCGUAUCAUUAGACAUGGUGAUCACAUAUAUCCUGGGAGACGUUUUAUUGGUUGGUUCAGGGUUUGAUGAUUCUCGCAAAGAUAUUGGUAUUUCUAUACUGAUAUACUUACAUAGAACAUUGUGGAAGAUGAAAAACCUGGUGAUCAGAGCAUAUAUUGAAUACCAUGCUAGUAUAACUCAUUUAAAUCAAAUAAUAAAGCAACGCUCGAUCAA
Molecule: messenger RNA, 2372 nt
Organism: Pecten maximus
Lineage: Eukaryota; Metazoa; Mollusca; Bivalvia; Pectinida; Pectinidae
Exons: 4
Coding region: 71-598 (175 amino acids)
Source: RefSeq, a predicted model, not a curated record